AUGCUUGGAGGAAUAUCACGGACAAAAUUUGCCCCAGCGGCGAAAAGCUGCCCCUUUAUUUUCACAAGAUCAGCAGGGGUGAAGAGUGAUGCAGUACCUCGGAAAUGCUUUCACGUCGCUGCACGAAACUUAUCUUUGAAGCCUAAAGUACCUCUUAUCUCAACAAGGCAAUUUCGAUCAAAUGCGUCAGGUCGAGCAGCAGUAACCGACCUUCCUAUGUUCCAUGAUGGACCUGUCCCAGCACCAUACGAGCCUCCAAAUACAGCAAAAGUACCUGGAUUACCAGUCUAUGAUGCUUCCCUUACUGACAGGGCCGCGUACUGGCAAAAGAUUCCUCGCUGGGCAAAUGUCACAGAAGCCCAAUUCUUAAAAUACAAGUUUCAUACAAUCCAUACCAUAUCCACUAUAAUGCAGUUAGAAGUUUUUAUGUUGGAAGUUUUGCCCCCAGUCCUUCGAAGACACCCCGAUUUUCCCGGAAUUGUCACUCGCGAGGACUUCAUCGAGGACGUCAAGGAAGGGAUCAAGUUGGCACCUAUGUCGAUUCGCUUACCACCUCAUGUUCUCAGUAUCAUCGACUGGGAAAAUCCGUUUGAAGAUCCCAUUCGUCGCCAGUUUAUACCUAUGAAGUCAAGUAAGCUUGAAGAUCAUCCCAAAGUUGAGUUGGACUCAUUGCAUGAGUCUGAUGACUCUCCGGUGGAAGGCUUCGUUCAUAGGUACUAUGAUAAAGCUUUAUUCUUAGCAACAUCAACCUGUCCUCUAUACUGUCGUUUUUGUACUCGUUCAUGGUCUAUCGGGCCUGAUAUGCAAAACGUUAAGAAAACCACAUUUAAGCCUCAACGAAAACGUUGGGAAGACAUUUUCACUUACAUUGAAGACACCCCUCAACUCCAAGAUAUAGUUGUUUCUGGCGGAGACUGCUAUAUCUUAACCGCUGAUAAUCUUCGUCUAAUCGGCGAACGACUUAUUUCUAUUCCUCAUAUCAAACGAUUUAGAUUUGCCACGAAAGGUCUUGCUGUUUCUCCUGCGCGGAUCCUUGACGAUAGCGAUGGAUGGGCAGCUGAGAUGAUUAGACUCUCAGCAUUGGCUAAGAAGGCCGGAAAGAGUAUGGCUAUUCAUACACAUUUCAAUCAUCCCAAGGAGAUGACCUGGGUUUCAAAAAUGGCACUCCAAAAAUUACACGAGAACAAUGUUACCGUGAGAAACCAAACUGUCCUACUCAAGGGUGUCAACGAUGAUGUGGCCACCAUGAGUAGCCUCAUUAAAACUGUGGCCGACAACAACGUCAUUCCCUACUAUGUCUAUCAAGCUGACAUGGUGCAAUACGUGGAAGAUCUCCGGACACCACUCUCCACAAUUCUUCAACUCGAACGUCAUAUCCGCGGUUCUAUUGGUGGUUUCGUAACACCCAACUUCGUCGUUGAUCUUCCUGGUGGUGGCGGUAAACGUCUUGCCGCAUCAUACGAUACCUACGAUCCCAUUACUGGGCGCUCAACCUUCACUGCACCCGCAGUCACCGGUAAAAACAAAGAAAACAGAGUCUACGAAUACUGGGAUCCAUUACAUUCUCUCCCAAAAUCAACCUCGUCCUCCUAG
This is a messenger RNA of Botrytis deweyae, 1593 nucleotides long. RefSeq lists its product as uncharacterized. The transcript has 4 exons. Gene Ontology annotation, molecular function: iron-sulfur cluster binding; catalytic activity. Bases 1 to 1593 code for a protein of 530 amino acids. The record is from RefSeq and is a predicted model, not a curated record. NCBI's taxonomy places the organism in Eukaryota, Fungi, Ascomycota, Leotiomycetes, Helotiales, Sclerotiniaceae.